UGGGCACUUCUUUUUGUUUCAGAAUUUCCCACAUUAAAACAAUAGAAAGUUGAAUUAGUUAUAAUAAUUAGUAUUAUUAUUAUUAUUAUUAUUAAUACUAUUGCUAUUAUAACUAGUAUUAGAUCUUUUGAUCUAAAACAGACACACUUAAUCAAUUUUGUUCAUCCCACUUAGAACACAAAACAAAACAAAACAUUUUGAAGAAGAAGAAGGAAUAAAUCGGGAAACUGUCAGUGGAUUUUGAUCAUUUUUGCUCUUUGCCCGUCGUCUUUGGACUGUUGUAUGACUUUGAAGAGGAACAACAACAGAGGCAUCACUUGUUCUACAGGAAAUAAUUUUUUUUUAUAAACAAUGAUAUAUUUUUUUUCCUAUUCCAUUCUGAAGAGAAAAUAUCACUAAUAAAUUUAAUAAAAUUUCAAAUUUUAUCCACAUAUAUUUACAUUAAAAAAAUUGUUCACACAUUCCCAAUAAUACAAAAUCAUAAUAAUAAUUACAAAUGGCAUUCCCUCAGACUGGAGCUUCAGCCUUCUACACAAGUGCAAUAUGCUCACAGAAUUCUUCAUCGCCGACAAAUAUCCCUUUGAUGAAUGAGACAUCUUCUGCUGGCGAUAGAGUUUCGACAUGUGACUACGAUAAGAAACACAGUCAUCAUUGGGAGUAUGAAGAAUCGAAAUAUGACCUACGAGAGAAGCAUGGGCAAUUCUUUCCACUUCACAACACCUCUACUACUACCACUAGUAGUCUUCACCAAAAAUUGGAAAUACUAGGAAAAAGUUUUACUGAUAACCAUCAAACUUCAGAUAAUGUAAUGAGAACAAAUGAAGCUACAUCGUCAUCGACUUCAUCAACAAUAUCAUCUUACUAUCAGAAUCAUGUAGCCUAUAGCCAAUAUCUGCCUAAUAGUAAUAUCCUUAAACAGUCUAACCAAGAACAUAUCUCAAAUUCAUCCGUUUAUUUCAAGCCUAAUGAGUUAGGUUAUUUUAAACAGACAGAAUCAUCAGAGAAGAAUACACUUGUAAAAUCAAUAUCCCAACGCAUGUCCCCACCUUCAUCAUCAGUAUCGUCGUGUGCACAAACAGAAUGUCAGGUGGACAGUAACAAAUCUGAUAAAGGUGAUGAUAAUAAUAAUAAUAACAAUACCUUUAUUGUUAAUAGUGACAAGAUGUCACAUUCUCUUAGUAAAAUAGAAGAGAUUCCAAUGGAAUUUACAAAUUAUACGCCAUAUCUUAACAAGUUGUUUACAGCUAAAAUGUUAUUCAAUAAUUCUACAGAUCAAUCACAACGUCAACAAAAUUUCCCUGUUAAUGGUGAUCUAUCAAAUUACACAGGGAAUACAGAUCAUGCUUCUGAUCAUAACUCAUAUAUAAAUCGUACUGCAGACUUGAACUGUGUUUCCUCUGGAUUUUCAGGUAUGGUGAAUACCAUUGCGACUAGUAAUUCUAUUGCUACUGUUGCUACUACUAAUACUAAUAAUGUUGAACCUUGUAUUAGUAGUAAUAAUAGACUCACUAGUACUGACAAUCAGAAUUAUAGUUCUUUCAUCAUAGAUUAUGAGAAAUUCCAGCCAAAUGAUAAUAAACUUCUCUCUGAGGUGGGAAAGAAAUUAAAUGGUCUAGAGGAUAUCAAUAAUCCGUAUAGUCUAAAAAUGCCAGGGAAUAAUGCAUCCUUCCCAGUAUCAGUAUCAUCACCUCCAUCUGUACCUCCUAUACUGUCCUGUGAAAACAGCAUAACUCAUUCCGUUGAAGAGAAUUUAUCUGGUAAACUGAAAGCUUCACAUCUGUUAGUAAAUGAAAUUAAAAAUCCAAACAUUACAGUUUCAUGUAAUAACACUGUGUUAUCUACAACAAUAACAGCAACAACAACACCUUCAACAGCAAAUGUUUAUUCACAAAUUUUGAAUUCACCACAUCAUAGACAACAAUCAUAUUUACGAACAAAUCAUCAUGAAAUGUUAAGUAGUCAUCAACAUCAUCAACGGUUUCUUACUCAAAGUAAUUGUCCAACUAGCAAUAAUAAUAAUAACAAUAAUAAUCCUUAUCCAUUUUCAAGAGACUUACCACAACCACCAUCUUGGCGUAGACCCAAUCAUCGUCCUGGUCAUUUUCAUUCCCACCCUCCAGUUUAUUUACCUAAUGGACAUUUAAGACCUGUAAAUCAACACGGUCCAGGUUAUAUGGGAAGUUCACAUCAACACGCAUUCCCAUAUGGUUUGGAUGGUACAAGAAGAAAGAAUGCUACAAGAGAAAGUACUACAACACUGAAAGUUUGGUUACAAGAACAUAUGAAAAAUCCUUAUCCUACUAAAGGGGAAAAAAUAAUGCUUGCAAUCAUCACGAAAAUGACGUUAACUCAAGUAUCUACAUGGUUUGCCAAUGCUAGAAGACGUUUGAAAAAGGAGAAUAAAAUGAUUUGGCCACCAAAAUCAACUGGUAGUGGAAGUAUGGAGCAGAAGAGUCCAACAAAUCCGAAUUCAUCAAAUGAAUCAGGUAUAAAUUGUACUAAUACUAUAAAAUCAACAGAUUCAUUGAAAAUGAUUCAUAGCCACGAGAACACCGAAGAAAAAAAUCGUCACCGAUUCGAGACAGAUGACAGAGAUGGAUAUGAUGAUAGGCGAACGACUUCUGUUGAAGACAAUGAGACAAACGAUGAUCAACUGACAAAUGAGGAUGAUCAUGAUAAUGAAGAUGAUGAUGAUGCUGAAAAUGGUGACUUUGAUGAAGAUGACGCAGAGGAGCAGGGAGGCGAGGAGGGCGAGGAAGCCAUUGGAAAUGAUAUCGGCGAUUCAUUGUAUAGGCGUAAGGAAUUUGAACAAAAUGAUCUAAGCUUAUCUCAGUAUAAUCAUCUACCUCACUCAUCUUUCAUCUCUCAUGUUCACAAAGAUAUCUCAUCUUAUGAACAACAAACAAAAAACUAUUCAAAUAUUUUCUUAAACAGUUUAAGCUCUGAUUUUUCAGAAAAUUCUGGAAAAAUAUAUGACCAAUUCAGAUCUGAAGACUUGUCAUUUAAUCAUGUUAGCAAUCAGCUGAAUUCACACCUUACCUCUUCUUCACAAACCUUCUCACAAUACAACAAUUUAGCGAAUAAUCAAUUCACUGGUAUUAGUCAUAUUCCUCAGACAAAUAUCAGUCAAACGCCAAGUUAUUUUAAUUCAAUGCAUGAUUUUUGCACAGGUAACGAAUACUUUCCUUUUAAAACAGAUAACCUCACUGCUCCGACUACUACUACUUCUGUCAGUAACGACGACAGAACAGUGAACUCUCAAUUUCAUAAAUCUACUACCUCAAUGUUAUAUCCUACAAGUCGAACUCAUUCAGAUGGAGGUGAUGUUGUAAUGAAAUCGUUUAAUUCAUCAAAUAGUGGUUUUGAUGUAGCACUGAAUUCUUCAAUGAAACAGCGUGAAGUAUCCAACUCACCUGUUCAGUAUUUAAAUACUCUACAUUCAGAUUGUUCCAAUAAUGCGAAUAAUGCUAUCACUCAACGCUCCAACUUCUAUUCACCGCAUAGCAGUAGUACAUCACUCUCUGAUCAGCACCAGAAUCAUCAGCAUCAUGAACAUCCGGAUAAUUAUACACCAUCUACAGAUUGCGCAACAUUUUUGAGAACAAAGCCGUUUAUUGAUAAUAUCAUGUUGAAUACAAACUAUUUACAAUCGAACUUUUGUUAAAUACUUUAUACUUUCAGCAGUAAUUAAGUCAGUAAGUAUAUAUGCUUACAAAUAUACAGCAAGGAGGUGAGAGGUAGGGGAACAAAUAUGUUGUUACCUAACAAGGCAGAAAUCUUCUUUGUUGAUUAUGAUACACUGAUAUUUGUGUUUCUUGUAUUUGUAUUUCCUCCUUAUAUUAAUAUUACUAUAUUAUGACCUAGUUAAUCUUUAACUGGAUGUAUUUUGUAAAAUUACUAGAAGUUUGACAAGUCAAUUUACGCUGAAUUUUGCACAUUUAAACAACGACAACAACAACAACAAGAAUAAUAACAACAAUAAUGUUCAAGUGUUAAAUAGUUAAACUAUAUGCAUGAUAAAUGGAUAGAUGCAUGCAGAUUUUGUAUAAAUUUAGUUUUACCGCGUAAUUAUUCUUAUUAUUAUUAUUUAAACUCUGUUCAAUUGUCAAUAAUAUCUAUAAUACUUGUUAACUUUAUUAUGAGUAAUAAAUCGCCAAUAUAUAUAUAAUACCAGUAUAAGACUGAAAAAAUAUACC
Trichobilharzia regenti is the source of this 4196-nucleotide messenger RNA. Lineage: Eukaryota; Metazoa; Platyhelminthes; Trematoda; Strigeidida; Schistosomatidae. The record is from the annotation of a GenBank genome assembly.